This is a messenger RNA of Odobenus rosmarus divergens (Pacific walrus), 3578 nucleotides long. It is a transcript of the gene GALNT5, whose product is annotated as UDP-N-acetyl-alpha-D-galactosamine:polypeptide N-acetylgalactosaminyltransferase 5 (GalNAc-T5). Gene Ontology annotation, cellular component: Golgi apparatus. The record is from RefSeq and is a predicted model, not a curated record. The coding region runs from base 477 to 3287 and encodes 936 amino acids. The transcript has 10 exons. NCBI's taxonomy places the organism in Eukaryota, Metazoa, Chordata, Mammalia, Carnivora, Odobenidae.
GCUGAAUGAAGUUUUCUGGGUAAUGGCUCGAAAUGUUUUCCUUAUGAGAAGUGGUGUUGAGUUACAGCGUGGAGACGGAGCACUGGGAGGAGAGAAGUGGCAGCCCCAGCCCGGCCCCCACCUUUUCUUGGGCUUAUAGGAAGGUGGACGUGGGCUUGGUGGGGGGGGAGACAAGUGAUAUGUUGAACUGUCCGGUGGCUGGAAUCGACUGCUCCCGGAGUGACCCACGGGCAGUGUUUAGCAUGGUUUAGCCAGGGGACAGCUGAGCAGGCACAGAGGCUCUGCUGUGAAAUGCCACGCAGGCAGAGACUGACAAGCAGUCGGAGCUGAGCUUUCCCCCUUGGACCGCUCUUGCCGCUGGGUUCAGGGGAGGGGGUGCUUUCUGGCAACCCUGCUGCUGCUACUUCAGCUCCCUCUUCCCACACAAGGUAAGCAGGCUCCAGGGGAGGGUAGGCAGCAAGUGAAGCCUCUGCACCAUGAACAAGAUUCGAAAGUUUUUCCGAGGAAGCGGGCGAGUCCUGGCAUUUAUAUUUGUAGCUUCUGUCAUCUGGCUGCUCUUUGACAUGGCAGCUCUCCGCCUGUCAUUCAGUGAGAUCAACACUCGGGUCCUCAAGGAAGACAUCGUUAGGAGGGAGCAGAUAGGAUUCCGAGUUCAGCCAGACCAAACUAAGAUCCUUUACAGCAGCAUAAAAGAAAUGAAGCACCCACUGAGGGGACACGGGAAGGGCAUAUGGGGCAAAGAGAGCUUUAGAAAAACUGAGAAGGGUAUGCUCGAGGUUGAGGAUGACUUGGACCAAACCCAGAGGGAAAGAAAAAUGCAGAACACCCCGGGAAGGGGCAAGGUCGCCCCUUUGUGGCAUCCUGAGUAUCUACAGACCCUUCCGGUGACUUUGACCAAGCAAAACACAGAGAGGCAGGACCUCAGAUCUGAAGCCUACUCUCGCCACAUGGCAAAGCAAAUGAGGACUCAGGGGGCUCAGAGAACCCCAUUCAUAGCUGCAAGAGAGACUCAGUUGGCCGAAAUUUCUGUACACGCAGGACCUGACCGUAUAAACCAGGAGGCCCCGAAGAGUCCUAGUCUUGGCAGUGAUGCAUCAAAACAAGCAGCCGAAAGAAAUCCAAAAGUGACCCUCAGUCCUGAUACUGACAGAUCAAAGCAGCAAUCACAGGCAGUAGCAAAUGAGAGGACACACCCUGCCAGCCCACUGUUGCCAAAAUCUAGGGAAGCCAUAGCCUUAAAUAAAACUGAGACUCAGAGCAAAGAACUAGAUUCAAAUAAACACGGAGCCAAUAAGAGCCUUCCCUUUUCCAAGUUUAUUGCCAAUUCAAAUCGCUCAAAGAAGCAAUCUAUUAACGAAGCACCGUUGGGAGGCUUGCCAAAGGAUGAUGGAGCCAAAGUGGCUGGUGGGAAGAAAUUCAGUUUCUCUGAAAGCCACGUUGUGAUUAUAACUAAGGAGGAGAAGCUAAAGACAGACACCAAACAGGCCCCCAAUCCUAAAAACAAAACUGUGCUCCCUAUUGUACUGGGUGAAAGCCGAGGGAAACACAUUUCCAGGAAGAGAAGUGAGGCAUCUUUCCCUCCACGGAGAGCAACAGUCUCUCAAUCCCAUCAAGCCUUAGCUGAGGGGCUAGAGCCAGCAAGAAUCAACUUGACUGCCAAGGCCCAACCUGCAGAACUCAACCAAAAUCGUAUAAAAGCCCUGUUACCUGAAGAACGUGGAAUGCACCAUGUGUUAAAAAUUGACGUGACACUUUCUCCAAGGGACCCCAAAGCUCCAGGCCAAUUUGGACGGCCCGUAGUCGUUCCCCGUGGAAAGGAGAAGGAGGCAGAAAGAAGAUGGAAAGAAGGAAACUUCAAUGUCUACCUCAGCGAUUUGAUCCCAGUGGACAGAGCCAUUGAAGACACAAGACCUGCUGGGUGUGCAGAGCAGCUAGUUCACAAUAACCUCCCGACCACCAGUGUCAUCAUGUGCUUUGUGGAUGAAGUGUGGUCCACUCUCCUGAGGUCUGUUCAUAGUGUCCUUAAUCGCUCUCCUCCACACCUCAUCAAGGAGAUUCUACUGGUAGAUGACUUCAGCACCAAAGACUACCUAAAAGGUAAUUUGGAUAAAUAUAUGUCUCAGUUUCCAAAAGUUCGGAUUCUUCGCCUCAAAGAGAGACAUGGCUUAAUAAGAGCCAGGCUGGCAGGAGCACAGAAUGCAAAAGGUGAUGUGUUGACAUUCUUGGAUUCUCACGUGGAAUGUAACAUUGGUUGGUUGGAACCUCUUCUGGAAAGGGUUUAUUUAAGUAGAAAGAAAGUAGCCUGUCCAGUAAUUGAAGUCAUCAAUGAUAAAGAUAUGAGUUACAUGACAGUGGACAACUUUCAAAGAGGCAUCUUUGUGUGGCCCAUGAACUUUGGUUGGAGAACAAUUCCUCCAGACGUUGUUGCAAAAAACAGAAUUAAAGAAACAGAUAUAAUAAGGUGCCCCGUCAUGGCAGGUGGAUUGUUUUCUAUUGAUAAAAAUUACUUUUUUGAACUUGGAACAUACGACCCUGGGCUUGAUGUCUGGGGUGGAGAAAAUAUGGAGCUCUCAUUCAAGGUGUGGAUGUGUGGUGGUGAAAUUGAGAUCAUUCCCUGUUCCCGAGUGGGCCACAUAUUCAGAAAUGACAAUCCAUACUCCUUCCCCAAAGACCGGAUGAAGACAGUAGAGCGGAACUUGGUGCGGGUUGCUGAGGUCUGGCUUGAUGAGUACAAGGAGCUAUUCUAUGGCCAUGGGGACCACCUCAUAGACCAAGGGUUAGAUGUUGGAAACCUCACCGAACAACAGGAACUUCGAAAGAAACUAAAAUGCAAAGGUUUCAAAUGGUACUUGGAGAAUGUUUUUCCUGAUCUAAAGGCUCCCAUUGUGAGGGCUAAUGGUGUGCUUAUUAAUGUGGCCUUGGGCAAAUGCAUUUCCAUUGAAAACACCAUAGCCACUUUGGAAGACUGUGAUGCGAGCAGCAAGCUUCAACAAUUUAAUUACACCUGGCUAAGACUUAUUAAACAAGAAGAAUGGUGCUUAGCUCCCGUCCCUGAUAUGGGGGCUCUGAGGCUGCACCCUUGCGAUAACAGAAACAAAGCGCUAAGAUGGCUGCAUAAAUCAACAUCAGUCUUUCAUCCAGAACUGGUGAAUCACAUUGUUUUUGGGAACUAUCAUCAGUUGUUAUGCUUAGAAGGAAAUGUUUUUCAGAAGACCCUGAAAGUCGCUGCUUGUGACCCAGAAAAGCAAUACCAAAAGUGGAAAUUUGAAAAAUAUUAUGAAGACUAAAGAACAACUAAUAUUUUUAUCUAGUAAACCCAUUAGACACUGUGAAAAUGACAGUGGAUGUGAGGACUGUAUUUCUCCACAGUAGUUUACAUUUUCAAAAUUAAGAGCAUUUGAAUAGGAGAUUUUAAAAACCCACAAUAUUCGAGAAACCAAAAGUGAGCUCAGGGAAACAACCUAAAGUUGAACUGGAGUCCAUCUUCAGCUCUGGGUGGCCUUUUGAAUUGCAUGCUUCCUGCCCUGUGCUGGAUGGACCUCAGCCUGCCAACUUCCCCAUGCAAUCAAACAGGUAAC